This is a messenger RNA of Perca fluviatilis (European perch), 2108 nucleotides long. RefSeq names its product heterogeneous nuclear ribonucleoprotein H1 (gene hnrnph1). Gene Ontology annotation, molecular function: RNA binding. Gene Ontology annotation, cellular component: nucleoplasm; ribonucleoprotein complex. Gene Ontology annotation, biological process: regulation of RNA splicing. The transcript is spliced from 10 exons. The record is from RefSeq and is a predicted model, not a curated record. NCBI's taxonomy places the organism in Eukaryota, Metazoa, Chordata, Actinopteri, Perciformes, Percidae.
CGCGAGACUAUGUAGUCCCUGAAAGGGGGAUAGUUGGAGAGGUUUGGCAACCCAGCGCAAUAGUUUCAGCUGCAUCACGCAGACCUGGUCAUACAAACUCGUGUUGUAUCUACGCUUGUAUCAGGGAUUGUGACCAAUCAUGGCUGAUGAGGGAUACGUAGUACGCAUCAGGGGUCUCCCUUGGUCCUGCUCAGUGGAUGAAGUACAAAGGUUUUUCUCAGAUUGCAAAGUCAUCAGCAAUGGAGGUGGCAUCCACUUCACCUACACAAGAGAGGGUCGUCCCAGCGGAGAGGCAUUUGUCGAGUUGGAGACCGAGGAAGACCUGAAGAUUGCGGUGAAGAAGGACAGAGAAACUAUGGGUCACAGAUAUGUAGAGGUUUUUAAAUCCAACAAUGUGGAGAUGGACUGGGUCAUGAAGCACACAGGUCCAAACUGUCCAGAAACGGCAGGAGAUGGGCUCGUCCGGCUCCGAGGCCUUCCUUUUGGCUGCAGCAAGGAGGAGAUCGUACAGUUUUUCUCAGGGUUGGAAAUCGUGCCAAAUGGGAUAACAUUGCCGGUGGACAUCCAGGGGAGGAGUACGGGGGAGGCCUUCGUGCAGUUUGCUUCACAGGAUAUAGCUGAAAAGGCUCUAAAGAAACACAAGGAAAGAAUAGGGCACAGGUACAUUGAGAUCUUCAAGAGUAGCCGCGCUGAGGUGCGGACACAUUACGAACCCCAGCGAAAGCCCAUGGGCAUGCAGAGACCCGGCCCCUAUGACCGGCCCUCUGGUGGUCGCGGCUACAACAUGAUGGGCCGAGGGGGAUCCUAUGACAGAAUGCGUCGCGGAGGCUAUGGAGGAGGUGGGUACAGACAUCUACAACGUAAGUCAGAGGAGCGACUGCAAACGAUCUGCAAAACGACUGGAUUGCUGACGUUUUCUUUACUCGGUGCAUAUUGCGGACGUUAAGGCUGCACUUUACACAAAUGUGUUAAUUUGACGUCGUUUGUAUGUCUUUAGUUCUUCUCGCCAUUGAAUCCAGUGCGGGUCCAUAUUGAGAUCGGCCCAGAUGGCAGGGUAACCGGGGAGGCGGAUGUAGAGUUUGCAACACACGAGGAUGCUGUGGCAGCCAUGUCCAAAGACAAAGCUAACAUGCAGCACCGCUACGUGGAGCUGUUCUUGAACUCAACAGCAGGUGGCAGCAACGGAGCGUAUAGCAGCCAGAUGAUGGGUGGCAUGGGGAACCAGUCGUCUUACAGCGGCGGCCAGCUGAGCUCAGGCUACUCUGGUGGAUACAGCAGCCAGGGCAAUAUGGGCGGCUACAGUGACUACAGUAACCAGGGCGGAAUGGGAAGCAGUUACUACGGCGGCGGCGGCGGAGGAGGAAGCAGAGGCUCUAUGAAUGGACUGGGCGGGGGAUGGGGAAUGUAGAUAAUUUUUCUUAAUUUGAUUUUUUUUUUUUAACUCAGCAUUUUGCUGGCAGGACUGGAAACGCAAGUCUCACCUAGUAAACAUAGGGGUAGGGUCAGGUGAGGUUAAAAAAAAAAUAUUGAGGGGGUAGGGUUUGUAAUUUUUUUAAGUAUAUGAUCUUCAGAGAGAAGUAAGAUCAUCUGGUUUCACAACAAGUGUCAGAAGUGCUGUUUAUCUUCCCCAUUCCUCACAGAUUUGACACAUAACUGAAACAAUGCUUUAAAUUUUCAUUACCAGGAAGUGUGCCGUUUUUGUGUUCUUGUUCUUGAAAACCCUGGCUGUUCCCCCAAGGUUUACUCAUCCUGUACUGGUGGCAUUUAACAUUUAGUUUCAAUGUGUGAGUGCAUGAACAAAGAAGUCAGAAAGUGUCUGGUAUCUUCUGAUGUUUAUAACUGUUUCACCUUCUACAUAGUGUUUAGUCUUUUUUUAUUUCCAGUCAAAAUGUUUGAAUGAAUUUAGGACUUCAUGUGCUCAGAGCAUGUAUUGUUUUCUUAAAGUGUGACUGACUGUUAGAGUUUUUUGUUUUGUUUUUGUGGAUGAGGGCUACGUCAAGGGCAAGUGAAUUUAAAAUCUGCUGACAUGAAGGUUUCUACUGCUUCAAAUGCUAUUUGUAUUUCCUGUGCACAAAGUGAAUAAACUAGUCUGGAAUAUCUAAUUGAAA